AUGACGGCAUUUGACUAUAUCAGCAAUAUAUCGAGUAACAAGAUGAAUUGGAAUUUGAAGGUACGAGUAGUGAGAUUGUGGCAUGUUCCAGACUGCGACAAACCAGACAACACCGUCUCCCUUGAAAUUCAAGACAAAAAGGGCGAUCGAAUUCAUGCGACUGUUGGUCUGUCUCUUAUACAUAUGUUCAAACUAAAGAUAAAGGAAUUGGAUGUUAUUGGAGAGGUUGUAAGUUAUGGUAAAGUAGAAUCACAUAACCAAGGUAAUAAGACCAGCACUUUCAUGAAUGUGGAACUUGAAGAUCAUGAGAGGAAUAAUACCUUGGCAACAUUUUGGGGAGAAUUCGUAGACCAGAUCUUGACACAUUUAGAGGGAUCACCCCAUCAGCCAGUCAUAGUUGUUAUGCAGCUGAUAAAAGCUCAUAAAUUCAAGGCAAAUAUUCUGUGCGUAAUACUUGGCAUGCCUCAAAGCUCUGGAUUAACCCGGAUCUUCCUCAAUGCCUCAAAGCUUUGGAUUAACCCGGAUCUUCCUCAAGUUUUUGAUUUUAAGUCUAGAUUGGCAAGUGUGAAUGAAGCUAACUCUUUCAGGAUCAGUCAAAUACCUUCUCAGCGUAGUUAUUCUGUUUCUGAUGAGUUGGCUACUGGAAUUGUAGAAGUUAAAACUAUUACAGGAUUGGUCGACUGCAUGGAGAAGCGGAGGUGCUUAAACGGAGGGCUCACAACAGAAGCGGUCCCUGUGGUGGUAAGGUACAAGCUUCAAGUGCAAGUAAUGGAUCGCACUGGUUUUACAUCUUUGUUGCUUUGGGAUCGUGAAGCAACAAACCUCAUUGGCAAGUCUGCUAAUGAGUUAAAUGAAAGUUCAAUUGAGAUUUUUGGUGCUGUUGAUGAGUGUUCUUAUCCAGUGGAGUUGUAUGAUAUUCUUGACAAAAAAAUCCUGUUUAAAGUGACUGUUAAGAGCUUCAACAUUAAGGUGCAUGCAGAAGUUUAUAAUGUUGUUAAGAUCAACGAGGACGAUAACCUUAUACAACAAUAUAGUCAAUCUCCACAAGAUGAUACAUUCACUGACCCUGAUUUUGAGUGUGAACAACACACCGAAAAGGACACAACUUUCAAGGAUUCAAUGGCUGAUAAUGAGAUGACUUCUCCUGCAAAGACCCCUGCCAAAAGAAGUAGAGAAGAGGAUGGGUCAUCCGUAGUAGAUGUUGGUGAUGAUCUUGCACAAUUUUCAAGUAACAAGGCUCCUGAAGUGCAUCCUGCGGCUGACUGGAUGAAGCCUCUGGUGGGUCGGCCAACUGGAUGA
Messenger RNA from Nicotiana attenuata, 1299 nucleotides. RefSeq lists its product as uncharacterized. The transcript has 12 exons. NCBI's taxonomy places the organism in Eukaryota, Viridiplantae, Streptophyta, Magnoliopsida, Solanales, Solanaceae. The coding region runs from base 1 to 1299 and encodes 432 amino acids. The record is from RefSeq and is a predicted model, not a curated record.